This is a messenger RNA of Exophiala bonariae, 2406 nucleotides long. RefSeq lists its product as uncharacterized. NCBI's taxonomy places the organism in Eukaryota, Fungi, Ascomycota, Eurotiomycetes, Chaetothyriales, Herpotrichiellaceae. Bases 1 to 2406 code for a protein of 801 amino acids. The transcript is spliced from 4 exons. Gene Ontology annotation, biological process: regulation of transcription by RNA polymerase II. The record is from RefSeq and is a predicted model, not a curated record. Gene Ontology annotation, molecular function: DNA-binding transcription activator activity, RNA polymerase II-specific; RNA polymerase II cis-regulatory region sequence-specific DNA binding. Gene Ontology annotation, cellular component: nucleus.
AUGUCUCCAACCGACCUGUCGCCUGAGUACGAUGGCGCUGACUAUUUUAAUAGACCUUUUGAUAGUCAGUUAGACGCCAAGGAGCAAGAUGAGACUCCCAACCCUUUCAUCGAUGCGUGGAGAUUGACACCAUCACGGAUGGAUCCCAACUCUUACAUGUUCGCGAAUCAGCCUUCCAGCUACUGUAUGUCCACCCCAGGCGGGUUUGGGGCUCUCUACCCCUUCCAGGCAGGCGACCUUCACAUACCUGGGAUGGGUAUGAAUACGCCGCUGUCCCUACAUCUCGCCCACAAAUUACACGCUCACGACUCAAUUAUGCAAUUCCAACGGUUUGAUCCUCACUUCCUACAUCAGCCGCACACAUUCCAGGAUGCAUUCUACCACCAGCAACCUCAACAACUUAUUCUCCAACUGCAGCCGGAGGCCUUUGCACCUCAACCUGGGUACGCGGCGAUGGACGAGUCUCCCAACAAAACCGCCUCAACACAGGCCGAAUUAGGCAUCGUACCAUCAACAACAAUUCAACCUCCACAACCGUCUAUGUCAGGGAAUAUCGGCUUGCAGACAUUGCCCAUGGCGGGGAAGUCAGUCUCUUCGUUACGAGGAGAUACCUGCGCUGACAAGACGAGCAGACUUCGAUUUCAUACGACGCUGAACGCUCCGACUGCCAUGGUUCGACACUCCGACGAGAUUCCCAUCACUUAUCUAAACAAAGGUCAAGCAUAUACAAUGUCAAUAUUCGAUACGACACCACCACUUCUACAGCCAAAUGUCGCUCUAAAAUAUCGUACUUAUGUUCGAGUCUCUUUCGAAGACGAACAGCAAAGAGCCCAACCCGGAGCUUAUUGGAAACUUUGGAAGGAAGGUCGUGCUUUGAAUGAAGCCCAUCAACGGGGUGGCAAAUUACUAGCGGUGGAAUAUAUCGAUCCAAACCGGCUGGAGGUUGAAGAAUCGCGCCAAUCUCGAAUUCAGCUCGAAAAGGCAUCGUUUGAUGGAUUUUGUGUGACUUGGUUUCCCGUUGGGGACCCGAACUGCUCGAUAUCUAUCCGAUUCAACUUUCUGUCUACGGACUUUAGUCACUCCAAAGGCGUCAAAGGUACUCUACUCCUACUUUGUGCAAAGACCGAACUUCUCACCACCCAGACGACUGCAUCUAAUGAACCCGAGGUCUGUUUCUCGAAAGUUAAACUAUUCCACGACUAUGGCGCCGAGAGAAAGCUUUCCAGCGAUAUCGCACACAUCAAGAAGACAAUAGGCAAGCUUAAACAACAAAUUGCCCAAGCUGACGCUGGGCUUGGAAAUGCUGGAAAGAGGACGAGAAGCGGAUCAAUGGCGGAAAAAUCCAAUUCUCGAACCGGUAAAGUCUUGAAACACAAACGAAUCUGCUCGUUAGACACGGAAGCAGAUGGUCCAAAGUUCUCAGUAGAGGAUGAUCUUCAGAUGGAGCUGUUGAGAAUGCAAGGCAUGCUCUCUUCCACACAACCUGUGAGCGUCCUUUCCUUGCGCGGUGAACCUGAGGAUGAUCCAGAUCGUCAUCUGGUCAAACUUCCUGUUGAUGACUCUGAGAUGAUAGAGGCUGUUCGUACGACCACAUGGGUGUCGAGACAGAGUGCUUCCGACUCGCCAAUAUCCAACACAGCUCCUCCAUCUACUACCUCUACAUCACGGGCAACUCGAAAACAAAAACACUCAGAGAUGCGACAAUCAGCCAUACAAGAGGAACCGGACAAUUAUCACAUCAAUGAGGGUAGUGUAAGAACAUCGGUAUCAGCAUCUCGUCCAGUCAAGAUCUCUAAGACAGACGUUGAAUCUACAUCUAAUCACUUUGCGUUCGACGUGGACAGCGGCUACCAGCUUCCAACAGUGAGGCCAGUACGACCAGUUGCAUGCCUUUAUGUACGACAAAAGGACGCUGUUAACGAAUACUACCGUGCCGUAUAUGUCAUGCAACGGACGGUCAAAGAUCUGAUCAACAACAUAUCACGAAAAUUUGAUAUUGACCCUCAUCGAGUUACUCAGGUGACGUACGUCAAUUCCCAAGGCGUACAUAUCAUGGUCAAUGAAGACAUGGUUCGAGAACUUCCAGAAGGGCAAGAUAUGAUUGUCGAAUUUGUGCCAGUACAGACCGACCAACCAGUCAACCAAGAAUUUAUCGCGCUAGCUGUAACCGAGGCGAUGGUCGAUGGAGAGAUCAUCCCCGCGGAAGAUGCUGGAGAUCGUAUCCAUUGUCCCGGUAAUGAUCACAAUCAGCUUGCGGGUAGCGAUGAUUGCCCAAUAGAUCUUUCUUCAGGAGAUGCGGUCGCCGCCAGUGGCUGUGGCCUGGCGAGAUUGAUUAUCAUUCCAGCCAAUUUUGAACAGAUCCUGGAGGACGAAGACACGCGGAAGAGGCGAUAUGUGUUGAUGUAA